AUGGUGAGCGUGGGCUCUUAUGGUAAAGAAAAUGACGCAGGCGUUUUUGAUGAAUGCCCCUUUAGGGAAGCUAUAGAAACGGGAAAACUAAAAGUACCUAAGGAAGAAUUAUUGCCGGGCUCCAGUAUCAAGACACCUUAUCUUCUCAUAGGAGAUGCAACAUUUCCUCUUAAGAAUUAUUUAAUGAGACCAUUUCCGGAAAAAACAACAACUAAAGGCGAUGCUAAAGAUAAUUUCAACUAUCGGUUAUCUCGAGCAAGAAUGGUGGUAGAAUGUUCAUUUGGUUCUAUAAGCUCUAAAUUCAGAAUUCUGCAAAAAUCUAUCGAAACCAAUGUAGAAAACGCAGUCCAUAUUGUGAAAGCCAUAACAUUAUUACACAACAUCAUACGUGAUUUGGAAUCAAUAAAUGAGACUGAAGUUGUAAUAUUCCAGCAGUGCCGCAUUAAGCCAAAUUGCCGCCCCGGGGCAAUAUAA
This is a messenger RNA of Metopolophium dirhodum (rose-grain aphid), 474 nucleotides long. RefSeq lists its product as uncharacterized. The coding region runs from base 1 to 474 and encodes 157 amino acids. NCBI's taxonomy places the organism in Eukaryota, Metazoa, Arthropoda, Insecta, Hemiptera, Aphididae. The transcript has a single exon. The record is from RefSeq and is a predicted model, not a curated record.